Molecule: messenger RNA, 979 nt
Organism: Dermacentor andersoni
Lineage: Eukaryota; Metazoa; Arthropoda; Arachnida; Ixodida; Ixodidae
Source: RefSeq, a predicted model, not a curated record
UUCACAGCGGCCGAUGUGCAGGUUCCGAGUCGCAUUUCAAGCAGUAACAUUUUUGCUUACGAGUUGUUUGGCUGUAAUUACGGCCAGCAAAUAAAUUGAAACUUUUUUUUUGCAUUUUUAGUGACAUAAUGUACUUUACAAUAUAUAAUUUGACAUUGGCUUGGCAUCACGUGAUUUCGCCAGCAGAACGUGAUUCUGACUACUCACACGAAGCCAAGCUAUAGCCAAGCUAACAGUUGACAUCGUGCAUCGUGUGAUCGUGUGUGAAUUCAGUGUUGCGCCAUUGCUUACGCUUACAUUGUCACAUUAGACUGCCUCGCGGUGUUCGCCACAGCGGAAAGUUUGGGCUUUCGAACUUUUAGCAAUGUCCCAAAAUCAGCGGAAACGCUACAGGCAGUACCUGCAGCCGGACUCGAACGUUCAAGUGCCACGGCAAACUCGAGAGUACGUGCUGAAAAGAGCCAAGUCAUCCACUGCUGCAAGUCAGACGAAUCUGGCAAACCUGAGCAGCCCUUCCGCGGAUCUCACUAACAUUGAUUCCAACGAGAAUGAAGCAGAUCAUCUUGGGCAGACUGAUCUUGCUUCUGAAAGUUAUGCUCGUGAAAGCACAAGUGCCUAUGUCAGCAACGUAGAAGGCACUAACGAAUGUGCAAGCGAAAUAGGCAGUAGGGAUGAAUGCAGUUCUGCCUUCGAGUCGAACAAUGAUGAUGAUGCAGAUAGUCAACCAGAGAAUGCUGCUGAAGGAAGCGAGCAUGAAGCCCUUGAAGAUGAUGAGUUUGAUAUGUACUUCACAAAGCUUUCAGAGGAGUACCUUCCAAACCAGACAACAACUAAAGCACAGGCUCUUCUCCUUGUGCUGGCAUAUGUUGUUACUUCUGGCCUUACAUGGACACAACUACAAGGGCUUCUUCCUUUAAUAAAUGCUCUGUUUGGGGUGUCUGGUAUUCGCAUGUUCACCCACCUAUGCACCUCUUCAUGA